AACAGAAACAACCCCACCUCGGCCCUUUCAGCUCGGAGAACUGCUUGAAGCUAUUAAAACCCUACAAAAACUUACGAAAGAACAUCCUGGUUAUGACUCGUACCGGUCUCCUUGUGAUGGGCCCUGCGGGCUGCGGAAAGACUACUUUUUGCGCAGCACUGAUGACGCAUAUCAAGAACUCUGGAAGAACAGCACAUCUCGUCAAUCUUGACCCGGCGGCGGAGCGCUUCGAAUGGGAACCCACAGUGGAUAUCCGUGAUCUCAUUUCACUGGACGAUGUCAUGGAGGAGAUGGAGUACGGUCCGAACGGUGGACUGAUAUACUGCUUUGAGUUCUUGAUGAACAACCUUGACUGGCUCGACGAGGAGAUUGGCGACUUUGAGGAUGACUAUUUGAUCUUCGACAUGCCCGGCCAAAUCGAAUUGUAUACACACGUUCCUGUUCUACCAUCGCUUAUCAAUCACUUGAAAAUGAACCUCUCUUUCAACCUCUGCGCAACCUACCUGCUGGAAUCACCAUUCAUCGUGGACAGAGCCAAGUUCUUCGCCGGAGUCAUGAGUGCAAUGUCAGCAAUGAUCAUGUUGGAGGUACCACAUGUUAACGUUAUGUCGAAGAUGGAUCUAGUGAAGGGUCAGGUUACGAAGCGGGAUAUGAAGCGAUUCUUGGAUCCUGAUGCACUACUGUUGACAAACGACGUGAACGAGAAGACGAACCCAAGAUUUCACGAGCUGAAUCAGGCGCUAGUACAACUCAUUGACGAUUUCCACAUGGUCAGUUUCUUGCCGCUGGAAAGCGGGGAAGAAGAGAGCGUGGCGAGGAUUUUGAGUUAUGUGGACGACGCAACGCAGUGGGCCGAGGGACAAGAACCAAAAGAACCGAAGGAUGCUGUUGAAGAUGAAGAUGUGGAUGCGGACGCAGGACCGGUUGAGUUCUAGACACGAUCGUGAAUGAAGCACACCAGUCGUUAUUGUGAUGGGCACAUGUGAUAUUGACCAUGAUCGAUUGCAAUGUUGGUGAGGGUGGUGGUGCAAGGGUGGUGGAGCGAGGGUGGUGGUGGAUGGUGGCGGCCGAACAUCGGUAGGCGU
Molecule: messenger RNA, 1085 nt
Organism: Saitoella complicata NRRL Y-17804
Lineage: Eukaryota; Fungi; Ascomycota; Saitoellomycetes; Saitoellales; Saitoellaceae
Product: GPN-loop GTPase 3-like protein fet5
Exons: 3
Coding region: 93-935 (280 amino acids)
Molecular function (GO): GTPase activity
Source: RefSeq, a predicted model, not a curated record